AUAAACAAACGACAGGGGGAAGGAGAAAAAGGAAAUUCCCUUCUGCCUUUUCCUCUUCCUGAGCAUCCUGCGCUGCGCAGUGUUGGCGACACCACCGGGGAGCGGUGCGCAUUUUUCUGUCGAUCGAGGAGAACCAGAGCAUCUGAAGCGGCACAUCUAAGCCGAAACUGACAGGGUCCGAGAGGAAAGAAACCCCGCAGCCUGACAACCGAGGAGGAAAUUGCGAGUUUAUUCAUUCAUCUUGAAAGCUUUUUUUUUUGUUCAAUGCACUGAGGAAAGACAGCCAAACCUGAUGCACCCUCCAAACGGGAUAUUUGACCGACCUAUGGGGUGUUGAUUUACAUUCCGUCAUUUUCCAAGAUUUCUUUUUUUUUUUUUUGGACAAUCAAAGCGUGCACAGCCUUUUACACUGGCCUAUUUUCUCUUCUUAGAAUAAAUUGCUGCGGGCUGAGAAAAUAGCUUUCAUUGCCAGUUGGGUGUUACAUAACCGAGUGGCAUUAGCUGUCCAAGGUGCUGAACUGAACGGUUGGAGGACUAUAACGGGACGAGCCGAGGGGAAUUCACAACCUUGCAAGGUCACAGGCCUAUCAGUCGGGGAAGAGGAAAGCGCCGCUCGUUGAACCAUUUGGGAAGCUGCUGGGUUAUAUUCAUAUAUUUCCCCUCCCCAUCGUCCCUGUGGUGAAAUACAUUACUGAGGUGGUCGAUUCAACGGAGAGAAAAUGUCGGGGCAAACGCUCACGGAUCGCAUUGCCGCUGCGCAAUACCAGCUAACGGGAUCAGAUAUGGCCCGGGCUGUCUGCAAAGCCACCACUCAUGAAGUGAUGGCGCCCAAGAAAAAGCACCUGGAGUACCUGGUGUCAGCCACCAAUACCACCAAUGUUAACAUCCCUCAGAUGGCUGACACGCUGUUUGAGCGAGCUACUAAUGCCAGCUGGGUGGUCGUCUUCAAGGCCCUUGUCACCAGUCAUCACAUGUGUGUCCACGGCAACGAGAGGUUCAUUCAGUACUUGGCCUCCAGGACCUCCCUGUUCAACCUCAGCAAUUUUAUCGACAAAACCGGCUCUCACGGCUAUGACAUGUCUACAUUCAUUAGACGGUACGGACGAUACCUGAACGAGAAAGCCUUCGCCUACCGCCAGAUGGCUUUUGAUUUCACCAGAGUCAAGAAGGGUGCUGAAGGCGUGAUGAGGACCAUGACCACUGAGAAGCUGUUGAAAGGCAUGCCUGUUCUGCAGACUCAGAUUGACACACUCCUGGAGUUUGAUGUUCAUCCCAAGGAGCUGAACAAUGGGAUCAUCAAUGCUGCAUUCCUGCUCCUCUUCAAGGACUUGGUCAAACUGUUUGCAUCCUACAAUGAUGGAAUCAUCAACCUAUUAGAGAAAUACUUCAAGAUGAAGAAGAGUGACUGUAAGGAGGCCUUGGAGAUCUACAAGAGGUUCCUGACCAGGGUGACAAAGAUUGGGGAAUUCAUGAAGCUGGCUGAGACAGUUGGAGUUGACAAAAAUGACAUUCCUGACAUCAACUACGCUCCCAGCAGUAUCCUGGAGAGUCUGGAAACGCACAUGAAUGGUCUGGAGGAUACAAAGGGUGGAAAGAAGGGUGAAGGGUCUCCAACAAAGGGGUCUCCGACAAACAAUGUGUCUCCGACAUCGACCCCGGCCAAAUCUUCAAACGCUGUUCCCACACUGCAGCCUCCUCCUGGGGAGAGCGCUGCCGCUGCUGCUGCUCCAGAGCCGGCUGAAGAUUCCUUGUUGGACCUGGAUCCACUGUCCUCCUCGGGGCCCUCAGCACCAUCAGCUGCACCCACGUCUUGGGGAGAUCUCCUUGGAUCAGAAAUGGGCGAUUCCUUGCUAUCUGAACCCACCCUCACGGCAGAGCCCACCCCCUCCUCUGCAGCAGCAACACCCACUCCUGCAGCGGCAGAACCCGGAGUCUCUCUAGCUCCUCCCACUAGCACAGCAGCCGCCACCUCCCCUGGCGCGGCCAAUAUGGAUCUGUUGGGAGAUGCCUUUGCAACACCUGCUCCCGCCACUGAGGCCUCUGCAGCCGCAGCUGAAGGUGGUGCUGCCGCUACGUCCACCCCAGCCAACACUGGAGCUGAGUCCACAGGAGGAGACGCCACAGCUGCCACUCCUGCCGCCCCUGGUGCUGAGCUCAUGUCAGUAUUUGAUGGCCUAGGGGAUGUAAUGAAGCCCACUGUGACCCCUCAGGCGGGUGAUGUUGACACCUCAAUGGCUAACAUGGCAAGUAAUCUCUCAAUGGGAACCUCAGCGGCUCCUCAGGUAGCUCCCCCCUGUUGGGGUGCUCCCAUGCCUGGGGCACCAGGAGCUCCCAUGAUGCCCAUGGUGAGGCCAGGCUUCGCUGCCACGGGAGCGACCCCCGGAGCACCGAUGUCUCCUGGAGUGGCCCAGAGCCCCAGAAAGCCUCCACCACCAAGGAACGCUCUGGAUGACCUCAACAUUAAGGACUUCAUGUAGACUGACUGACCUGUAAACCCCCAAGGUUUGUCAUUGUGUCUGGAGCUCUGUGGAUGUGGAUGUCUGCACUUCCCCACUGCCUUCCCCUCCAUCAUGCCCCAGCCCCUUCAACCAGCCAGCCAUUACAUCUUCUAUCUUUGCCCUCUGACCUCCUACCAGCCGCGACCCCCCCCCCUAAAAGAAACCUGCCCUCCUUAUCUAAUGUUGUAGCACAACUGUGAAUGUGAACCCUAGAUACAGAAAAACAAAAUUCUGUUUAUGUGUGUGUGGGUGUGCGUGUAAUUCAGUGUUAACCUUUACUUAAUAUACUAUGAAAAAAUGAACAAAAAAAAUAAUAAAUGUGUAUUUAGAUUCAUUCUGGAUUUCCGCGUAUCAGCUGACUUGGAAUGGUGGAUAUAUGUUGGUUUUUUUGCGCAUCUCCCAGACGAGGACUGUGUUGUUAAAUGUGGACUGUGUUCGGUGUGUGUAACUUCACUGGCCAACCCCCACUCCCACUCCUCUAACCAUGUUGUCCAAACUAAUACUGAGCUAUGUUUAUGUCAUUAAAAACUUGGUUGUACCAAUAUCUGCUUGGCCAUCCAUCCUCCUACCUGUCUACUUCAAGUUUUUUGGAGAACAAUUCUUGAAAAUGUACCUGGGAACAACUUGCACUGAGAAUCUGGACUUAUCAUGGAACACAUUAAACCGUGUUCAGUUUUAUUUUUACUUUAUCUUCUUUUCUUUUUUUAGGGAUCGUAUGAAACAUGCAAAAAUUUGUGAACUGUGUUCAAAUUGACAUAUGCAUUUUAGACUAUUUUAAAUGAUAGAUUAUACAUAUUUUCUUUAAUCUUUAUUUUAAGAGAAAAAAAAUGUAUCAUAUAUUUUUAGUUAUGUCAAAUUAUAUGGUUGGAAAAAAAGGCAAGUAGACUUAAAAAAAAUUCCCGCCUUCUUUGUACAUACAUCUCAAUCUGUAAUCAGAGGCAGUAUUGAAUGGAAACUUUGCCCUGAGUGUUUACUGUUGCGCCCUCUGCUGGUGUGGAGUGAUACUGCAUCGUAGCAUGCAACACAGGUCAAUCUGGGAUCAGAGAGCUCCUUUCCUUGUCUCAGUCUCUACACAAGAUGACUUAAUAUUAGGCUGGAAAUCCAAGAGACAAGGAAGCAUUUGUGUAUGUGAUUGGAAUGUGGCCUCAGUCCUCUUUGGGUCAUUUGAGACGCAGCAGCAGUCAGUACAUUCGUUCAUGUACUGUCAUUGGAAGUCUUGAGGACUCUCACUGUAAAGCACUCAAGUAUACGCUGGAUGUUCUGUGUGUUGUUUAUUUCCAAAAGUGACUGUAUCUUAAUCCAUUGUGGCAUUAACAAAGUGUUGAAAGAAAAAUAAAGAUGAAUAUGACACAUAAAAACAAAAAGAAUGUGGAUAAAUAAUGUUUGCUAAGUAUUCAUAUGAAGGCUGUGUUGUUUUUUUUUUGUUGUUUU
Molecule: messenger RNA, 3929 nt
Organism: Morone saxatilis (striped sea-bass)
Lineage: Eukaryota; Metazoa; Chordata; Actinopteri; Moronidae
Gene: snap91b
Product: synaptosome associated protein 91b
Exons: 23
Coding region: 720-2477 (585 amino acids)
Biological process (GO): synaptic vesicle budding from presynaptic endocytic zone membrane; clathrin-dependent endocytosis; clathrin coat assembly
Cellular component (GO): synaptic vesicle; clathrin-coated pit; extrinsic component of presynaptic endocytic zone membrane
Molecular function (GO): clathrin heavy chain binding; 1-phosphatidylinositol binding; phosphatidylinositol-4,5-bisphosphate binding
Source: RefSeq, a predicted model, not a curated record